Messenger RNA from Periophthalmus magnuspinnatus, 5157 nucleotides. RefSeq names its product RING finger protein 145-like. Gene Ontology annotation, molecular function: zinc ion binding; ubiquitin protein ligase activity. The record is from RefSeq and is a predicted model, not a curated record. Gene Ontology annotation, cellular component: endomembrane system; endoplasmic reticulum. Lineage: Eukaryota; Metazoa; Chordata; Actinopteri; Gobiiformes; Gobiidae. Bases 236 to 2419 code for a protein of 727 amino acids. The transcript is spliced from 12 exons.
UCAGCACAUCUCAGGAGCAACAGAGCGCUAAUGGCCGCUGCUGAGAUGAGCGGAUGGGCCACAUCCUUUGAGUCCGAGGCGCUCCCUUCUAGAGGACCGUUAGCUCGGCCGACGCCGAGUUAAAAUGGUUUAUAUCCAAGCGGGAAACCAACUCAAAUCUGUAGUAUACAUCGCGAAUAUUGCCCUUCAAAUAGCAGAGUGGUAGUGGUCAGUUCAGCCUGCCUAACCUGUUACCAUGGCGCUGAAGGACCGCGUGGAGUCUGUAUUAAAUGUGGGCCUCCGUGUGCCCAGUAUCAUGCUGCUGGACGUCCUGUACCGCUGGGACGUCAGCUCUUUCUUCCAGAAGGUCCAGAGAUCGAGCCUUUCCAACAACCCCCUGUUUCAGUACAAGUAUCUGGCACUUUACCUGCACUAUGUAGGUUACAUCCUGAGCCUGGUGCUCCUGACUCUGCCUCGCCAGCACCUAGUUAAACUGUACCUGUAUGUCCUCACAGCGCUGCUUUUGUUUGCUGGACACCAAGUCUCAAGGGAUUACGUUCGCAGUGAACUGGAUUCCGGCAAUGAAGGACCGGUCUACCUGGAACCUCUUUCCAUGAACAGAUUCACCACUGCACUCAUAGCUCAGUUGGUUGUAUGCACACUCUGCUCCUGUGUGAUGCAGACCAAGAGGAUCUGGCUCUUUUCUGCUCAUCUGCUCCCUCUUGUGGCCAGACUGUGUCUUGUGCCACUUGAGACCAUUGUCUUCAUCAACAAGUUUUCUAUGAUCUUUACCGGCCUGGAGGUCAUUUACUUCCUGGCCUCAAAUCUGCUGGUUCCUUACAAUCUUGCCAAAACUGCCUACCGUGAGCUGGCUCAGGUGGUGGAGGUGUACGGCCUGCUGGCACUGGGCAUGUCUCUGUGGAACCAGCUGGUGCUGCCUGUCCUCUUCAUGUGCUUCUGGCUCGUGCUCUUUGCUCUACAGAUCUACUCCUACUUCAGCACUCGAGACAAGCCCACCUCCAGAGAGAGACUGCUCUUCCUCUUCCUCACCAGUGUUGCAGAAUGUUGUAGCACACCGUACUCCCUUCUCGGGCUGGUCUUCACUGUGUCCUUCAUUGCUUUGGGAGUUUUGACGCUUUGCAAGUUUUACCUGCAAGGAUACAGGGCCUUUAUGAACGACAACACCAUGCACCGGGGCAUGACCGAGGGCAUCACUCUUUUGAUUCUGGCUGUUCAGACUGGUCUCAUUGAGCUGCAGGUGAUCCAUCGAGCCUUCCUCCUCUCCAUCAUCCUCUUCAUCGUUGUAGCUUCCAUCCUGCAGUCUAUGCUGGAAAUAGCUGACCCCAUUGUCCUGGCUCUGGGAGCAUCCAGAGACAAGAGUCUUUGGAAGCACUUCCGAGCUGUGAGUCUGUGCCUGUUCUUGCUCAUAUUUCCGGCCUACAUGGCUUAUAUGAUCUGUCAGUUCUUCCACAUGGACUUCUGGCUCCUCAUCAUCAUCUCCUCCUCCAUCCUCACCUCCCUGCAGGUGCUGGGGACGCUGCUGAUCUAUGUGCUGUUUAUGGUGGAGGAGUUUCGUAAGGCUCCAGUAGAAAACAUGGACGAAGUUAUCUACUGUGUCAAUGGCACUUACCGUCUGCUGGAGUUUCUGGUUGCCGUGUGUGUGGUGUGCUACGGCGUGUCAGAGACAGUUUUCGGGGAGUGGAGUGUGAUGGGCAGUACCAUCAUCCUGGUGCACUCGUAUUAUAACGUGUGGCUGCGGGCGCAACUUGGCUGGCAGAGCUUCCUGCUCCGAAGAGAUGCUGUCAACAAGAUCAAGAGCCUCCCCACGGCCAGCAGCUCCCAACUAGAGCAGUACAACGACAUUUGUGCAAUCUGCUACCAGGAGAUGAACAGUGCUGUGAUCACCCCGUGCAGUCACGUCUUCCACGCUGGCUGUCUGAAGAAGUGGCUCUACGUCCAGGAGACUUGCCCUCUCUGUCAUUCACAGCUCAAGAGCCAAUCAGCAUCCACACCCACCCAGGAUGACCCCGUCGCUGCCGACCCCCAGCCUGCUGGUCAGGAAGAGGGUGUGGCCGAGCAGGAAGAUGGUGCCUCUGCAGAAAAUGGACUUGCGCAUGGAGAGAAAUUAGAACAAGAGGAAGAGAAAAGAGUUUGUGAUGGUUUGUUAAAUAUGGAGUCCACUUGUUCUCAACAUCUCAAAAUUGCACCCUCAUCCACCUCUCAUCAUAAGCCUCAUCCACAACCUCCUGACUCACAAGAGGAGGACAGUUCUCCAACUCCUCCCUCAAUUUCUCAUGGUUCAUCUUCAGAGCUAAUGGCUAAAGCUACAGCAACCAUCUCUGAAUAUGAGCCCAUCCCAAACACAGGUUACCCUGAAUCCUCGUCUGAGUUCCCCUCACAGUCCGACCCUCUAAGUCUUCUGCAAAAGAAGAGGCAGUAGAAAGCUAUCACUGACGCACAUGACUUCAUACUGUCCCAAAUCGUCAUAAUAUAUUUUCAAAAAUCCAUGACAGACAUCUCCUUCUCUCUCUUAACAUUGAGCUGUAAAGUUGGAACAAAACAUUAUUUAAAGCAUUUCAGAAGGAUGGGCUUAAUUAUUUUUUCAUUAUACCAAAAGUGCAACAGGAUUUUUUUUAUAUCCAUGUGUGGGAGAAGUCAUUUAGUCAUUUAGCACGUGUCCAGGAAAUGUGAAAUUCUAAAAAGAACUGAAGCAUAUUUUCUAUUCAUCAGAGUUUCAUCCUUGCCAUUUCACUCCAACCAUUUCAUGCAAAAUCCUUAAAUUUAAAUUUUUUGGCCAUUAUUUCCCACUACUGCUGUUCUAUUUGUGGUAUCGGGAUUAUUAUUAUUAUAUUUUCCUCUGCAGCAUGUGCCAUUAUUUACAGAGGUUUAAAGACUAUCAAUUAGUUAUGGUUGGAACUCACAUGGGUCUUAACAUUUCAUAAAAAGCUAUAUUUGGGUUUUAAUGUUGAGCGAUAUCGUAAUUCUUGAUGCCAUCAAACACCUAAGGCUUGGUGCUGUUUUUAUUUUGAGGUCCAGUGUAGAUACAGAUAAUUGAACAUUCAUUUGCAUAUCAUAUUGAUCAAACCAUUUACUGUAUUUGUAUUUGGAUCUGAUUGGCGCUGCAGUAUUUUUUCUUUUGAAUACAUUACCUUGCAUUUCACACUUGUAUACCUAUAAAAAAAAUGAUUGUGCCAGUUCCAACAAAUGCAAUGUUUCAUAUCACCACCAGAUGUCGCCAAAGGCCAACACACUGCACCUUUUAAGCCUCCGUGUGGCUAAUUGAUUCAUUUUUCAUUAAUUGCUCAAAUCUGACUUGUUUGGCUGGUCCCAACAAAACACAUACUUACAGCCAAACCUAUUAUACUGUUAAAUAUAAAGUUAUUUUUACACUGCUUUUUAUAAAUAGUUGUUUUAUGGUACUCAUCUCGAAGAAUUUAAAUACAAAUCUAUCAUUUGAGCCAUCCUUCGCGCUUGUAGAAACCCAGGGCAUGCUAAUAUAAUCACAUGAAUCUUAAUCAGAAAUAUGCUGCCCUGUCACUCCCUGUCACUUGAAUUUGUAUCGUCACCAUUACCAGCUAAUUGAAAAUUUUAAACACACUCCAGCAUUUGUUGGACUGUAAUGAAAACGUGUUUUUUAAAUGUUUCAUAUAUGCUAUAAUCUGAUGCACGCUUGUAUGUAGAGCUUGCUUGUUGCCACUAUGCCCAUUAUAACAUCUAUUUGUUAAGCUAACUCUUUGCUACUGUAUUUUUGCCACUUUUUGAUUUUGGGUCGCUAUUGCACUAAUGUUCUUUCUACUUGCAACGCUCCAAAGCUGUCAAUGUGGCUACCAAACUUUCCCAAAAUCUGUGUGUAAAUCUAUUAUUCAUGUUGCUAUGUACGAAUCAUAGUUGCUUGGUUUCUCUAUAGCUUUAGUAUAUUUUAAAACAGCUUUGAGAAAUUCAAGCAACUUUCAAACAGCCAGUGUUACUGCUUGUCCUGUCGAUAUGAAGUGCUGUAAAGCUGAAGUGAUCGCUCCAAUGCUCUCUACUGGUAGGAGUGGGAUCAGUGAGGCCCUGAAUGACGGGAAAUGGCACACGUCAACAGUAUUAUUUACUAUUACGAUUAUUCUUGAUAUUGUCUUACUGCUAUGAAUGACUUUUUCCUGACAUGCGCUGAGGCGGGACUAUAUAUGAAUACAGUUUAUUUGUAGGAUCAAUCUUGCUCAGCGCUGUGAAAUUAUUUGUGUUUAUUUUUUAAAUGCUGAAAUGUAGACUUCAAUGUCAAAGAGGUGAAUAUACAGCAUAAUCAUGAAUGACAACUUUUUAUGUUCUCAUCCUCACAGUGCUACUUUACUUUAAAAUUAAGCCCUUAAAUAGUACUAGACUAGAUCACUGUUUUCAUUGGAGUACUUAAAACCUGACCUACUUAUCACAUACUCAAUGAUGCAACACUUAUAUGUCCAGUGUUAUUUUCUGCCAUUGUUCCCUUGAAGGUUGAUGACUAUCGUUUGUGAAGUUGCCAUCCUCUACCAUCUCAUAUUUUUUAUAUACAUUUUUUACAUCCACAUAGGAAGGCAACAUGCCAUUUGGAAAAAUCACAAAAACUGUGAUAAAGAAUUAUAGAUGAAAUGAAAACUGAAGAUAUACUCUGUGCUCAAAACCAUGCUUCAGUAUCUAAAAGACGCAACAGUAUUCACAGCUGCAUUCAAGUAGUAGUAUUAUUUCAUAAACAUUAGUGAUAUGGUCUUUAUACUGGUUACAGUAUAAAGACCAUAUCACCAACGCUGCGUUUGCCAAAGAUAUGGCAUUGUUUGGUCAAUAUUUUUACACUUUAAUGCCAACCCCAUUCACAGGUGUUAGUAUUUUUGAAACUUGCACUAUUUAUUCCUUAACAUUUAAAAGUAAAAUGUUUUGUAUUUUCUUCCUAAAACUGUUAGAAAAAUAUUUUUGCUUGACAUUUUUGUUGUUUACCUAAGCCAGCUGUGUUACUGUUGCUUCUGUUGGACCACACUCUCGUCUCUUUCCAUGGAUGUUAGAUUUUGUUGAAGAAAGCGUUGUAUACUGUUACAAAUCUAUUUUUCACUCAGUAAGGACCUCCUCUGUAAAACUGACUGAAUCCUGUUACACAGAUAAUGCCUGGCAUUACCUUGGUUAUGUUACAAAACUGAAUGUGAGAAAUAAAAUGAACGAUCCACUUUG